GGUUCUGCAGCUGGUUUUAACCGACUACAUGUAACCCGGUCAUUGUUAAUCCCAGGUCGGGUUCUGCUCUCCCCUGGCGGGUGAGUGGGAGGGGGGAGGGCCCACCGCCUGCAACCCACUGGAAACGGACCGAUCUCCAUCCAGAUCGAGAUGAAGGCGACGAAAACAGUCGGUGUUUUGGGUUCGGUAGCGGCUCUGGGCCCAGAAUGGGACGUGUCGGCCUGUCGGGGAUGAUGGUGAAAACAUGCACCUGAGCAGUGCUCCAUAACAUCCCUUCAACCCCGCUCCUCCAUUUAUUUCCAUAUCGCCAUGACAACAACUCCCGAGACGAUGCUGCUGCAGCCGGACCAGGAGCCGAGCCCUGAGCGGCUGGACACUUGCGAGGACGCUGCUGGACGCUACAACGUGGUCCCCUCCAUUGUCUGCUCCAUGUGCUGCCUCUUUGGCAUCAUUUACUGCUUCUUUGGUUACCGCUGCUUCAAAGCGGUGAUGUUUCUGACCGGCUUGAUGUUCGGCUCUGUGGUUAUCUUCAUGCUCUGCUACAAGGAGCGCGUUCUGGACACCCAGCUGAGUGUGGAGGCUUCGGUGGGCAUCGGGCUGGGCAUCGGGACGCUCUGCGGCCUUGUCACCAUGCUGGUCCGCAGCGUGGGCCUUUUCAUGGUGGGGCUGCUGCUGGGCCUGCUGGUGGCUGUGGCCACCCUGGUGGGCAUGGUGGAGCUUUCCGAGAACCCGUCGCGCUCCGUCUGGGUGCCCCUAGGUGUGCUGCUGGGCCUGGGCAUGCUGUUUGCUGUGCUGACCUUGCAGUGGCAACGCCUCUUCACCACGCUGUCCACAGCCGUGUUCGGAGCGGCUGUCAUCACGGUGGCCUUGGACUACUUCGUGGAGCUCUUUGCUCUUGUGCUCUACGUUUAUGAGCGGAUUAAAGUGGAGCCGGGGAAGCCGUUGUGCUGGAUGACCUGGGUGGUUCUGGGAGUGUGGCCUUCCCUCACCCUGCUGGGGGUCAUAGUCCAGUGGAAGGUGACGGCUGAGGGAUACUCCCACACCAAGGUGAUCAUCAGCCGGCAGCAGAGGAGGAUGCAAGUGAUGCGGAUUCGUCAGCGGGACGACCGCUAUCGCAACAAAAAGAAGAAGAAGCAGCAGCAUGGCUCCGCCCACCACCAGGCCAAGCAGCUCCACGCUGAGCCCGCCUACCGGCGUAAACCCAACCCGAUCCGCCGCUACGACACCGACGUCCUGUCGCCGAGUUACAUCCAGAGUUUCCGGGAGCGGCAGGUCCAGGCGCAGCCAUUUCCUGGCCGUCUGGUUGGAGGCUCUCACGCUGUUGUGGAGAUGGGCUACGACUGCAGCUCCACGACUCCUCUCACUGCAGCAAGUGGACCUCCUCUACGGGCCUGACCCCUCCUCCACCUCCCAGAUGCUUGACCAGGGAGGCACCACACUCUGCAAUCACUACCCCACCUGUGGGUCAUCACACCCGUGCUACAGCUAGCUACCACUGGGUUGAUGAGCAAAGCCUCCAGGUUCAGUCUCCUCUGACAGGAAGAAAAGAACAUUUCAGGCUGGAUUUUUCUUUCCAAAUGCCCGGAAACCUUCUCCAGACCUCACAUUUUUCUCUUUCAGAUGUAUCGAUCCAUGCACACACUAAUGGAUCAGCCUACCCUGAUACAUCUGUGUCCCUCUUAAACCACGCAGAUCAUUGUUCCACUACAGAACAACUCAGGUUCUAACAGAAGAAUCUAAACAGUUCUUGUGCUGUUUGACAGAACCAACCAGCUCCUCAGCCUGCACCCGCACAGGAACCCUUAUCUGGGGUCCCAUUUGUUUUCUGUGCCAUCUGAAAAACAACACUUUUAAAACAAUGCGAAAUCUGUAUUGUCAUUUGUAUUUUUAUUGUUUUUAGAGGGGGAAACCUUGUGGUGCUGGACGAUUCUCUCCCUUAAGGGUCAAACUGCUCAAAGAAGGGAGGAUGUCUAAAGGGGUGCUGUGUCUGAACACCAACAGUCGGGAUCUCCGGUGGCCAGUUGAUUUCACUCAGGGGCGUGUCCAGGGAGUGGCCUGGGGUAGCACAUGCCACCCUUGGAAUCUGAUUGGCCACCCCAGGUGUCACCACACUAAUUUACCUUCAAAAAGGCUUUUCACUGUCCACAAAAGGCUUGGGGGUGAAACAAAAAAAAGCAUAAUCAUUGGUGCCACCCAUGCACAAAGUUGUGCCUCACCUGGGCCACCCCAGUUUAAAGGAUCUGGACACGCCACUGAUUUCACUGAUGCCAGAUUACACCGGCACCUCUUAGAAAAUGUCUCCUAAACGAUUAAAACACUAAUAAUUCAUCAGAGCGGAUGUUUGGUUACCAGCUGUUUCUGCUUUAAGACUUAAAACUAGUAGUAGAAUACAACUUUAACACUUCCAGUCACUUUGGGCAAAUCUUCAAAUCUUGAAAAUCACAUCAUAUGUGAUGGUUUGAGAUUUUUCACUGAUCUUGUUUGUGUUUUUAAACACUCACAGCCCACAUUUUAGCCAUCCAUACGUUUUCAGCCGCUUAUCCGGGGGCUGGUUGUGGGGGCAGCAGUGUAAGCAGGGAGGCCAAGGCACUUGGGCCAGCUCCUCCAAGGGAAUCGUAAGGCGUUCCCUGGCCAGCCAAGAGACAUAGUCCCUCCGGCAUGUCCCGGGUCUUCCUUUAGGUCUCCUCCCAGUUGGAUGUACCUCCCAAAAAAAAAUAUUUUAGCUUAAAAUCAAACUAUGUCAUAUUAAUAAUGUUUUUUUAUUUCCUUUAACGUUUCUUUUAAGUCUCGGUCAUUUUUGUUAAAAACUAAUAUUCCAGCUCAUAUUUCCUCACAGUGAGCAUAAAUAAAUAAAUCCAGAUUUAUUAAAAACCGGAGUAAGCUGCCUUAAAGGAGUGCCUGAAUAGAGAAACCGAGACAGUAAACGGCUGAAGGAGGCAUCAAUUGUAGACCUAAACGGUAUUCCCUGUGAUGUUUUGUUCUCCUUUAACUCAUCUGAGGUGCCCGUGUACAUCAGUCUCGUAUUAGACCUGGACUCAGACCCGACUGCUUUCAUUGGUUCUCUUUAUUCUGGACAACAUGACGUCCCACAUUAGAAAUGUGAAUACUUUGUUACUGUCUUUAUAUUUUUAAGGGAAAACAGACCAACGUACGGGGAGCAGGACGGGUUUGUAGGAAACUAAUCUGCAUGAUCGUUGCAUCCUGAUCCACUGCAACACCUCGUCUGCAUCAAUGUGAAUUUUGUACAUAAGAGACAGCACUUACCUGUUUUUUUUUUUUAUUUCCGCAUUUUUUCUUUUAUGACUAAUUUAAUACAAGACAUGCUGUAACACAAUGAUUUGUAUUUAUUUGCUGAUUUUAUUUAUUUUUGUUCGGAUUUCAGUGUCAUCUCCGUAGGCCGGUGACGUGCUUUUUUAAAAACUGAAUUAUGAUUAUUAAAGCAUGUGAUUUAACGGGCCUAUACACAAACACUGUAAGUGUCAUCUUUUAAAAAAAAAAAACACAAUAUACUUUUAAAAAAACUGAUGAAUCAAAUGAUCAUAAGGUUUCUCUGUCCUGCCAGCGAUCCUUUCUCCCUUUAUUCACCUCAAACAGCACCAGAACUCUCAAAGCAGCAGUUCUAUAAUAAUCAUCAGGGUCUCUGUCUCCAACACGAAAUAGAAAUGAGGAAGUGUAAUUUUAAAAUGCUGGAUUGUUGCUCUUGGGAGAGAUUUUGUAAUAUUCUAUCCAUCCAUCUUCUGAACCCGCUUAGUCCACAUAGGGUCGCGGGGGGGGGCUGGCGCCUAUCUCCAGCAGUCAACGGGCAAUCAGGCGGGUACACCCUGGACAGAGAGCCAGUCCAUCGCAGGGCAACACAGAGACACACAGGAUAAACAAUCACACACACACUCACACACCUAAGGACAAUUUGGACAGACCAGUUAACCUAACAGUCAUGUUUUUGGACUGUGGGAGGAAGCCGGAGAACCCGGAGAGAACCCACGCAUGCACAGGGAGAACAUGCAGACUCCACGCAGAAAGAUCCCAGGCUGGGAAGCGAACCCAGGACCUUCUUGCUGCAAGGCAACAGCUCUAACCACUGCGCCACUGCGCAGCCCAUAAUAUUCUAAUAUGUUGCAAAAUUUUGCAAGACCAAAUUCUGCUAAUAAAAUGUUACAAUGCAAGAAAUAUGAGAAUUUUGAGAGGAUUUAGAGGAUUUGGAUAAACGGUAAAUAAGUUUAGACAUUUUGACUAAAUUGCAAAAAGAAAAUUUGCACGACCGCUGCAGCACGUUCACAGUUACAUCACACGUCUCACGAAAACCAAUCAGAUAUACAGGGGCUGAUCCUAAUAUCAUGCAAAGUUGAUUUAUUUCAGUAAUUCCAUUCAAAAAGUUAAACUUCUAUAUUAGAUUCAGUCAUUACACACGCACUGAUUUAUUUCAAAUGUUUAUUUCUUUAAUGUUGAUGAUUAUAACUGACUAAUGAAAAUCCCAGAUUCUGUAUAUCAGAAAAUUAGAAUAUCAAUUAAGAUCAACGUCCAACUGAAAAGUGUGGAUAUGAAAAGUAUGAGCAUGUACAGCACUCCAUAUUCAGCUGGAGUUCCUUUAGCCUGGAUCACUGCAGCAAUGUGGCAUGACAUGGAGUCCAUCAGGCACUACUCAGGUUUUAUGAGAGCUCAUGUUGCUCAGAUAGUGGUCUUCAGCUCUUUUGAAUUGUUGGGUCUGGCAUUUUGCAUCUUCUUCACAAUAGCCCAUAGAUUUUCUACGAGGUUAAGGUCAGACGAGUUUGCUGGCCAAUCAAAAACAGGGAUACCAUGCACUUAAACCAGUAACUGGUAGCUUUGGCUCUGUGUGCAGGUGCCAAGUCCUGUUGGAAAAUGAAAUCUCCAUCUCCAUAAAGUUGGUCAGCAACAGGAAGCAUGAAUGCUCUACAACUUCCUGAUAGAUGGCUGUGUUGACCUUGGACCUCAGAAAAUACAACGGACCAACACCAGCAUGACACAGCACCCCGAACCAUCACCGACUGUGGAAGCUUCACACUAAACCUGAAGCAACAUGGAAUCUGUGCCUCUCCUCUCUUCCUCCAGACUCUGGGACCUUGGUUUCCAAAGGCAAUGCAAAAUGAACUUAUAGGAGAGACGCUUCUGAUGCUGUCUCUUGUUCUAGAGUGGCUUGACACAAGCAACGUGACAGCUAAAACCGUGUCUUGCACACAUCUGUGUGUGGUGGUUCUUGAAGCACUGACUCUAGCUGCAGUCCACUCUUUCUUGAUGUCCCCCUCAUUUCUGUAUGGGUUUAGUUUUUCUCCAAGAUGUGGUUAUCACUAAUGCUGUUACACUUUUUUUUACCACAUCUUGUCCAUCCCUUCACUUCUCUAACAAUGUGCUUGGAUGUAGAGCUCUGAACAGCCAGCCGCUUUAGCAAUAACUUUUUGGGUCUUGUCCAUUUGUUGCAUUGGUCUUAAUUGAUAUUCUAAUAUUUUCAUUAGUUUUCAGUUAUAUUGAUCAGAAUUAAAAGAAACAUUUGAAAUAUA
Nothobranchius furzeri (turquoise killifish) is the source of this 5513-nucleotide messenger RNA. RefSeq names its product transmembrane protein 198ab (gene tmem198ab). The record is from RefSeq and is a predicted model, not a curated record. NCBI's taxonomy places the organism in Eukaryota, Metazoa, Chordata, Actinopteri, Cyprinodontiformes, Nothobranchiidae. Gene Ontology annotation, biological process: positive regulation of canonical Wnt signaling pathway. Gene Ontology annotation, cellular component: plasma membrane; cytoplasmic vesicle.